This is a messenger RNA of Sycon ciliatum, 1266 nucleotides long. RefSeq lists its product as uncharacterized. NCBI's taxonomy places the organism in Eukaryota, Metazoa, Porifera, Calcarea, Leucosolenida, Sycettidae. The record is from RefSeq and is a predicted model, not a curated record. Gene Ontology annotation, molecular function: DNA binding; protein heterodimerization activity; structural constituent of chromatin. Gene Ontology annotation, cellular component: nucleus; nucleosome. The coding region runs from base 84 to 494 and encodes 136 amino acids. The transcript is spliced from 2 exons.
GUUGUACAAUUUAUUUAGUUGUUCAUUGCCGAAGUCAUUGAGAGGUCUAAAAAGCAAAUUCUGUAAAGUGUUUCUGUGUCAGCAUGGCUAGAACAAAGCAAACUGCCCGUAAGUCAACUGGUGGAAAAGCUCCAAGGAAUCAGCUUGCCACCUUGGCUGCUCGUAAGAAUGCUCCCCCAAUUCGUGAAUUGAAGAGGCCUCACAGAUUUCGUCCUGGUACUGUCGCUCUUCGUGAAAUUCGUCGUUACCAGAAAUCCACUGAGCUUCUUAUACGCAAGCUGCCCUUCCAGCGUCUUGUUCGCGAAAUCGCUCACGACUUCAAGACUGACCUUCGUUUUCAGUCGGCAGCCAUUUGUGCUAUUCAGGAGGCAUGCGAGGCCUACCUGGUCGGCCUCUUCGAGGACACCAACUUGUGUGCCAUCCAUGCUAAGCGUGUCACCAUCAUGCCCAAAGACAUGAAGUUGGCACGUCGCAUCCGUGGUGAGCCGGCAUAAGCUGUUUAUGGCUCAAUGAUAUUCAUGCAAUAAAUAUCUGCUGCUUAUACUCGUACACCCAUAUGCAUGUAGCGUGCUUCUUGGACUUUGUACGAGUAGGUUUUGGUGAUAGAUUUUCGGUGUGUCACAUCAGAUCUCCAUGUACAUCAUGCAACUUACUUUGGUCUCGUACUUGAGUGGUAGCAUAUCACACACCAACCUGGAAACACUAGCAUGCCAUAAUGGUUAUUUUUAGUGGUUGGCUCGUAUUUGUCACCAUUAAUCCCAUCUGUAGAAAAGGAAUUGUGUGUUUUAUCGGAGAUAAGCUGCUUCUGGCUUACUGAUAUUCAUGCAAUAACUAUCUGCUGCUUACUGUAUACCCGUACACCCAUUAUGCAUGUAGCGUGCUUCUUGGACUUUUUUACGAGUAGGGUCUAGUGAUAUUGUAUUUUCGGUGUGUCACAUCUACAUGUAAUUGCACAUCAUGCAACUAAAUUUGUUUGCUUUGGUCUCGUACUUUAGUGGUAGCAUAUCACACACCAACCUGGACACACUAGCAUGCCAUAAUGGAUAUUUUUAGUGGUUGUCUCGUAUUGUUCACCAUUAAUCCCAUCUGUAGAAAAGGUUUUGUGUGUGUUAUUGUGGUGAGGGGAGGCAUUGUUGUAGGAUUACAGGACAAAAACUGUGAGUGCCAUAUUCUGCAAGGCUAACAAAACGGAGCCCACAGUACUGUCUGCAUUUGUGAUAACUGAUGGAAAUUUCUGUGAAGUGUGAAUGAUUGUGCCAAUCAUUU